This is a messenger RNA of Aspergillus calidoustus, 2328 nucleotides long. The record is from the annotation of a GenBank genome assembly. Lineage: Eukaryota; Fungi; Ascomycota; Eurotiomycetes; Eurotiales; Aspergillaceae.
AUGCCGAAGAACAAUCGACCCGCGACGUCCGGUUAUGCCCGGCUGGCCCAGGAGGAGGAGGAUAGAGCUAACGACCCCUAUGAAUAUUCGGAUGACGAUGACCUGUACCAUACAUCAAGCUCAAUUAACCCAUACGCUACCCAAUAUGAGCCGAUUGCGACUCGACACUCGAUGCCAUCCGCCGCCCUGGCGACGCCCCCCGAGAACCGACGGAGGUCAAGCGGACAACAUCGGCGAGGGCGGAGAAAUUCUGCAGUGGACAUUAAGGCGAUCAAUGCGCGUCUAGAGCGCUGGGCGGAGGAAAUUGCCUCUAAAUUCAAGAUACACCGCGUCAAGGGGAAGACACUCGAGGAGGAGAAAUUGGAAAUCUACCACUCCGUCUUUCAGCCCCCGAAUGGCGUUACGCCAAUUACGUCGGAAGAGCUGGAAUCGGAGGAGGUUGAAGCGGCCAACCGAAUGGCGCGAGAAGGAUUCGAGGAGGUUGUCGAGAGUGUUAGGUUGGCCAUAGAACUGAAUGUGCAUCCUCGGAUGAUAUCCCAGGGAAGUUCAGGCAGUUACUUUGCGCGCAAUAGCGACGGCAAAGUUGUUGGAGUUUUCAAGCCUAAGGACGAGGAACCUUAUGCGUCUCGCAACCCCAAGUGGACAAAAUGGAUUCAUCGGAAUCUGUUCCCCUGCUUCUUUGGACGCGCCUGCUUGAUUCCCAACCUAUCCUACGUUUCCGAGGCGGCGGCGUAUGUGCUGGACUCCCGCCUCCGCACAAAUAUGGUCCCGUAUACUGAUAUCGUAUGGCUAUCGUCGAAAUCAUUUUACUACGACUUCUGGGAUCGAAGAAAGGCGUGGAUGGGCAAGAAGAGACUUCCUCCAAAAGCGGGAAGCUUUCAGGUCUUCCUGAAGGGUUAUAGGGAUGCCAAUCUUUUCCUGAGGGAGCAUCCUUGGCCUGACCAAACAAACCCUGGCUUCCGUGCUCAAGAUGCCCCGAAGCGCAAGAAGCGUCCAUGGAAUGAGGCUUGCCGGCCCUCAGGCAUACAGUCAGAUGACGAAGAUGAGGAGGAGUACACAAACGGCCAGGCGCGUACACCAUCACCGCAGGAGGAAAGUCGGGAGCGACGAUUCCAUUGGACGGAGAAUAUCAAGCAGUCAUUCCGGGAAGAAUUGGAGAAGCUGGUCAUUCUGGAUUACAUCAUGCGGAACACAGAUCGUGGCUUGGACAACUGGAUGAUCAAGAUCGACUGGAAGACGGAGGAGGUUUCGAUUAUUGCAGACCCACCGAAGCCAAACGAGCAUCAACAGGAUGAUGACGACCAUCUGGUACCUCCACGACCGGUUUCGGUCAACUCGGACAAGCCCACUUCGCCAUCGUAUCCUUAUCGUAGACACGAGACGAUGGUGGCCGUGAGCCGUACAGGAACCCCACUAAAUUCCUCGGAGCCACAGGCAAGUAUUCAGAUUGGAGCCAUCGACAACAGCUUGUCAUGGCCAUGGAAGCAUCCCGACGCUUGGCGAAGCUUCCCCUUUGGCUGGCUGUUCUUGCCAGUCUCACUCAUUGGGCAGCCUUUCUCUCAGAAAACUCGAGACCACUUCCUCCCACUUCUAACCUCGACUGCUUGGUGGAGCGGUACGCAGAUGGCUCUGCGACGAGUGUUCUCACAAGACGAUGAUUUCAAGGAAAGCAUGUUUGCGAGACAAAUCGCAGUCAUGAAGGGCCAGGCGUGGAACGUGGUGGAAACGCUGAAACAGCCGGAUCAUGGUCCUCUGGAGCUCACGCGGAGAACCCGCGUUUGUGUUUGGGACGACCUAGUGGACGUCCCUGUUGCUAUCCCUCUUCGUGGGCCUUCGACCGAAGCCCAGCGACGCAAGGUCAGAAACUACGAUGACCGCUACGACCCCGACAACGAAGAAAUGGACAUUGGCGCAGCUAUGUCUAUGGCUGACCAGGACCUGAUGGGAUUGGCGUCCCCUCCAAGCGAACUUCCUAAUCCAAAUCGCUUCGAACUUUCCCGCGGGCGCAGUUCCCGCGAUUCAGGGCGUCCUCAGACUGCCAGUACUACCGACUACGGAUUCAAUCGCAACAGCGGCGACAUACUCAGCCCAGGGAGGAAUGAUGAUCGAAAUUGGCCUUCCCUUCCACCGCGGCCCGGUAACAAACACCGGAAACAAAACUCGAUUUCCAGUGCGCCUGGCCAGGCCCAUUUGAUUUGGAGCAGUGACGAUCUUGAGGGCGACCUCGGAUAUGCAGCUGCUGAGGGCAUGGAGGGUAACCAGCGCAAAGUCAUUGUGGAACGCCUAGAGGCCGUCAAGAGUAAAAACCCGGUCUUUACGUGGUGUUAG